Messenger RNA from Ectocarpus siliculosus, 1815 nucleotides. The record is from the annotation of a GenBank genome assembly. NCBI's taxonomy places the organism in Eukaryota, Phaeophyceae, Ectocarpales, Ectocarpaceae.
AUGAUGAUCCCUGUUGAUGUAGUCGACACCGGUGCUUACGCCCUCCUGUUCGAGCAUGGCUCUGACGAGGUGGGAACAGCUCUCGUGUCUGAAUCUGGCGAUGUUUUGGUGGGCACAAGUGAGGAAGGAGACGAGGAGGAGGAAGAAGAAGAAGAAGAGGAAGAUUCUGAAUCAGCGACGGCAGCGCAGUGGGGGAACGCGAUCUUGGCCACGGUUAUUGUAUCCCUCUGCAGCUUCACCGGCAUCUUGACGAUCAUCAACCAGAAGGUGGCAAACGCCAUCGGCCUCUCGCACACUUUCACCUUCGCGUCCGGCGCGCUCCUCACCGCCUCCUUGUUGCACAUCGUCCCCGAGUCGCUCGAGGGCAUCGCGGCGGAGUACGACCACCUCCAUGACGCUGGGCUAUGGGCUGGCCUCGCCAUCCUCGGCGGGAUCGGGUUCAGCAUCCUCAUCCACGCCCUAUUGGAGUCCGGCCACGGCCACGGCCACGGCCACGGCCCCACCGAGACCAUUCAGGCGGCGACGGCGGCCGUCGGAGACGGGCCGGCGCCAGCGGGUACGGCGCCGCUCGCGCUCACGGACAAGGAGAGGUCGCUGUUCGACCUGAAGGGCCUGAAGCCGGUGUGCUGGAAUGUGAUCGCCGGUGAGCUGGUGCACAACUUCGCGGACGGCGUGACCAUCGGAGCGGCGUUCCUGACCUGCGGGUCUUCGAUGGGCUGGACCAUCACGGCGUCCACUGUGCUUCACGAGAUCCCCCAGGAGCUGGCCGACUUCAUAGCGCUCCUCGCCGGGGGCAUGAGCCUCAAGCAGGCGUUCCUGUUCAACUUCUUGUCGGCCCUGACUUGCGUCCUGGGCGCGGUUGUCAUCCUUUCCCUGAGGAGCCAACUCAGCGACGCAGACGUCUCGGUCAUUCUCCUAUUGGGUUCCGGGUCCUUCAUCUUCAUCGCCCUGACCGAGCUGCUGCCUGGAGCCCUCGAGGUGACCAAGGCCGAAAGCGACAAGGCUGGGGGCGCCGUGAUGUGCAACCAGAUGAAGAAGCUCGGGUCGUUCGUGCUCGGCGCAGCCCUGAUCGGGGGCGCUCUCAUCUUCGACCAGCACUGCGAAGCAGAGGGUCACGACCACUGAGGUCACGAAGACCUUCGUAGUUCCGAAGCUAUUGGGCUUGAAUGAAGUCUGCCUGGCGAUGCGACCAAAUGCCGGCUUGCGUGGCAUAUGUAGCUCGAGCAAUUGUUCGUGUUUUUUCAGGCGCAAACGUUUCCGUUCGAGGAUUGCUGUUGUCCUGUUGCGGUGGAACGUAGGUCUGUCAACGUGAGAGCAACCCCUCAGUUUUCGGUCAGGAUUUGUUGUUGUCAUUUGCUCUCUCCGUGUAGGUGCAUAUCUGACUUGCGGUGCCCAUUGCGACCAACGGCCUGUCGUGUUGACAUAAAUUUCCAUUAUCUCGAUGCCGACGAUAUAGUAUGGGUCGAAUACCUCGUCCAAGUAGUGUGUUCAUGGAGAGUCGUUCGAGUACACACAACCGUCGAUACAAUUGGCCCCGCCCCGCUCGAAUGUGUGUAAGAAUAGGAGAAGUACAGCGAGGGAGAGGGUUGGUAGGAGAGGGAAAAGAGAGAGAGAGAGAGCGAUCGAGAGGAGAGAUGAGGAGUUGUGACAGACUAAGGUAAAAACAUACACGUGAUGUUUCGUUGAUGAAAUAUGUAACAAGUACCCUAUUUCCGUAAUAAAGAUGCGUGCGUGUACAGCGAGAGCUGGUUAGGUAGUGACGCACGCAAACGCGUUGAGUGGGUUCACUAAGUAUGGGCAACUGUCUCCCAUGUG